AUGCUGAAGAUGCUGGAGGGCCUGCAGGCGAUGGCGGAGGCGUCGGAGAAGGGCCCUGCCGAUGCCGACCGGUACCGGCCGUACAAAGAGGUGGCCGACAACAUAAGGGCCGAAAUGGGGGAGUCGCAGGGCGGCCGGCGGUGCCGCAAGCGCAAACGCGCCUUCGAUUCCGAGAAGGGCGCCGGCACGAGGCGCAGGGUGGCCUCCCGGGCCGGCCACGCGCCCACGGGCAUGGCGCACUGCCAGAGCGGCGUGUGCGUGCAGUCUUGA
Ostreobium quekettii is the source of this 270-nucleotide messenger RNA. NCBI's taxonomy places the organism in Eukaryota, Viridiplantae, Chlorophyta, Ulvophyceae, Bryopsidales, Ostreobiaceae. The record is from the annotation of a GenBank genome assembly.